AUGUCUGGCUCCUCUACCCCUUCUCAAUUCUGGUCUGCCUCAUCCUCGUCAUCGCAUCAUCCGCAACACCCUUUCAAUGCGUUGUCUCGCGGAGCCACUCCUCCACCACACGGGCCUUACGAUGGCGGGUCAGAUGGCGGCGGGUCAGGCGCAUCCUCCUCUCUGCCUCCCCUGAUUGGAGUGACCAGAUCACGUACCCUCCUCUUCCUCUCCUACCGAGACUCCGUGCCGAGGUCGACAGCUCGCUCGACGACCUCUUUUCCUUCUUUGACCGGCAACGAUGAUCCUUUGGGCGCUCUAGGCGGCAAAGGCAAGGGCAAGGCGAGGCAGACGAGCCUCGAUCGUCUGCGAGGAGGCAAGGGAGGAGCCGGGGGGAAGAAGAGACAGAAGGGCGGAGCGUACUUUGAUGCCUCGGGAGAGCUACACGAGGACGGAGAAGAGGAGGACGAGAGGGACACGGCGGCUCUCCUGAGGCAAUCUCAGCCACUGCGGGAUUCCCACGCCAUUGACAUACCUUCGCUACCGCCCAGGUGGGUGGACGUCUCGGAUGAGGUGGACGGGAUACUCAAUGAGCUGCAGCCAAAGAUCACUCAACUGGAUCGGCUUCACGCAAAGAAUCUGCUACCUGGAUUUGUGGAUCGGACGAAAGAGGAGCGAGAAAUUGAGAUGCUGGGAGGGGAGAUCACUAAGGAGUUCCGCCGCUGCUCAAAGCUUAUUGCCUCUCUUGCAGCCUCCACGCAAACGUUGAUCCGGUCUGGCAAGGCGUCCACUCAUGAGAUAUCGAUGGCACAGAAUGUGCAGACGGCCCUGGCACAGCGUAUCCAGUCCACCUCUGGGCUAUUCCGCAAGAAGCAAAGCAACUACAUGCAGAGGCUGAAGGGUCAAGACGUUAGGCAUCGUGAGGUCCUGGGCGAGCUCGGUCUGAGUCGGCAGGGCAGUAGCCAGGGAGCGUCCGGGGGAUCUGCUGCUCUACGAGACGAGGAGCUUGCGGCGAGAGAGGACCUGGAGAUGUCCAAGGCGCAGCUCCGUGGCGGGGAUCAGCAAGCCCAAACCCAGCUGCUGAUCGAAUCAGAGAACGCUACCGACCAAGAUGCCGAGAUUCAACAGAGGAACAAGGACAUCGACCACAUCGCCACGUCCAUCGUCGAGCUGUCCCAGCUGUUUCAGGAUUUACAGUCCCUCGUCAUCACACAAGGUACUCUCGUCGACCGGAUAGAUUACAACAUCGAGAACAUGGGCCACGACAUCCGCGCUGCUGUGCAGGAGCUGAAUACGGCUAGUGCGACGCAGAAGAGGACGGGAAAGGGACAGUGUAUGCUGUUCCUAAUUCUCCUCUGCGCGCUUUGCAUUGCCGUCAUCAUCAUCAAGCCGUUUUGGCGGCUCUUUGCUGGUAGCAGCAGUGCUACAGGAGGGAAGGCAAGCUGA
Microstroma glucosiphilum is the source of this 1425-nucleotide messenger RNA. Its product is annotated as t-SNARE. The coding region runs from base 1 to 1425 and encodes 474 amino acids. Lineage: Eukaryota; Fungi; Basidiomycota; Exobasidiomycetes; Microstromatales; Microstromataceae. The record is from RefSeq and is a predicted model, not a curated record. Gene Ontology annotation, cellular component: endomembrane system; SNARE complex; membrane. The transcript is spliced from 2 exons. Gene Ontology annotation, biological process: vesicle fusion; intracellular protein transport; vesicle-mediated transport. Gene Ontology annotation, molecular function: SNAP receptor activity; SNARE binding.